Messenger RNA from Trichomycterus rosablanca, 1318 nucleotides. RefSeq names its product eukaryotic translation initiation factor 3, subunit H, b (gene eif3hb). Gene Ontology annotation, molecular function: translation initiation factor activity; protein binding; metallopeptidase activity. Bases 41 to 1033 code for a protein of 330 amino acids. The transcript is spliced from 8 exons. Gene Ontology annotation, cellular component: cytosol; cytoplasm; eukaryotic 43S preinitiation complex. Lineage: Eukaryota; Metazoa; Chordata; Actinopteri; Siluriformes; Trichomycteridae. The record is from RefSeq and is a predicted model, not a curated record.
GCGCACCAGGACCGGUCUUGUGUUUGGCGUGUUUGUAAAGAUGGCAGCUCGUAAAGAAGCCUCGUGUGCCGAUAUUCCUGUUAAACAGGUCCAGAUAGACGGCCUGGUGGUUCUGAAGAUUAUUAAACACUACCAGGAGGAGGGCCAGGGCAAUGAGGUGGUGCAGGGCGUGCUGCUGGGCCUGGUGGUGGACGACCGGCUGGAGAUCACCAACUGCUUCCCCUUCCCACAGCACAACGAGGACGAUGCUGAAUUUGAUGAGGUUCAGUAUCAGAUGGAGAUGAUGAGGAGUCUUCGUCACGUGAACAUUGACCAUCUGCAUGUGGGCUGGUACCAGUCCACCUUCUAUGGUUCUUUCAUGAGCCGAGCCCUGCUGGAUUCUCAGUUCAGUUACCAGCAUGCCAUUGAGGAGUCUGUGGUGCUCAUCUAUGAUCCUAUCAAGACAGCACAAGGCUCCCUGUCCCUCAAGGCCUACAGGCUGACCCCUAAACUCAUGGAUAUUUACAAAGAAAAAGACUUCUCUUCAGAAGGGCUGAAGAAAGCGAGUAUGGGCUAUGAGAACAUGUUUGAGGAAGUUCCCAUCAUCAUCAAGAACUCUCACCUCGUUAAUGUGCUGCUGUGGGAGCUGGAGGAUAAGUCUACCGUAGCAGAUAAACAUGAGCUGCUCAGCCUCGCCAGCUGUAAUCACCUUGAGAAAAGCCUGCAAAUGCUGAUGGACCGCGUGGAUGACAUGUCCCAAGACAUCGUGAAAUACAACAACUACAGCCGCAGUCUCAGCAAGCAGCAGCAGCAAAAGCAGCAGUAUACCCAGAGGCGGCAGCAGGAGAAUGCGGUGAGGCAGAGUCGAGGGGAGCCUCCCCUUCCUGAAGAAGACCUCACCAAGCUGUUUAAGCCUCCUCAGCCUCCUCCACGCAUGGACACUCUUCUCAUCGCUGGGCAAAUUAACACAUACUGCCAGACAGUGAAGGAGUUUACCUCGCAGAACUUGGGCAAGCUUUUCAUGGCCGAAGCUCUUCAGGACUAUGCCACUUAAAGACAGCACACAAGCUAGUUCUUAUGAGGAUGAGUGCUGUAGCAGGUUAAGAGUAAUCCCACUGAAUUGGCUGAUUAAAAAGUUAAAUGGAUACAUUUUGAAGGGUUAUUUUACUUAACUAAUGACGUUUUGCAUAAAUAUUUGUAUGUGUUUAUGGAAAUAAGUCUUCAUGAUUUUAGUAAAGUAUUUCAUUUUUAUACAAUAGAUUAUAUUGCUGGACCAAGAUUCUGACAGUAAAUGUGAAAUUACCCUGAAAAUGUAAACAUUAAAUAGACUGCUCACUCA